UGAACUUUACACAGUAACUUAACUCAGUGUCUUUAAGGUAGACGUAUGCUAUAAUGCGAUUAGCUUUAUUCUGCAGAAAUACUAAACACAUUUGAGUUUGUUCUUCAACUCAAGAAAGGUCUGGCGUGUGGUAAAGCUAUCUGAUUUAGUCUGAAUACUCGUUAUUAUCAUGAGGUUGUAGGCAGCAUUCCCUAGUUCAUGUGAGGGUUAAGGACCACUUGAAAUGACUUGACUGAGUAUUUUAGAGGUUGUGUUUUGGGCAGAGAGACAGGAGUGGACCAGAUACAACCGGUUAUUUCAUGGCAAAUUUUAAACUUAAUCAACAAUUUACCUUUAAAAAACACAAAGUGGGUUAAUUUAAAAGACUUCUCUUGAAUCGGUUUGUCCGAUUACCAACCAAGCAAUCCUUAAACAUGUUUUCCUCUGCCCAGAGCUGGAAUUAAUGCAGCAAAAUGCUAUUUAUAUGCAAAUAGCUUUCCGCACUAAUAGAAUCUUACCGGUGCUGCUGGCUUGGGUUGAAAGAAUGAAUAAUUACCACAACAACAAAAAAGGACUCAUUCUAAUGAAUAGGAAUGUUUAGAUGAAUUCUCAGUUUGGAAACGUAAUUUAAAGGUCUUUAAGCUGUUUUCUGUCUCCCGGCUCUUCGACAGUAGAUACGAGGACAACAGCAGCAUCCUGAGCUGACAAAGAAACACUUCAUUGAAGAGAACGAGAGGCUGGAAACAUCCAUGUAUCUUAUGGACAGGCCCUCUGAUUCAGCAGCACUUCGUUAAGAUGCACCUCCCCAGGAUCAAGAGAACCCAGUCACCGCACAGAGAGACCGUCUCCCCUGUCCUCUCCUACUACUCAGAGCCAGCCUACCUGCAGCACCGUAAGGAUGUGACUAGAGAUCUGCCCCCGCUGCCUGGUGGAACGAGAAGAAGAGCCCAGGAUGAGGAGGACAAGGAAGAGACGCUGAGCCAACGGAGCAUGCCCAGUAUGAGAAGCAGCCUGGGUCACGCCUCAAAGGUGAAAAGGUCACGGGGCUUCGGGAAGAGACACGCCAUCCCCGAGCUCAGACUGCCCCCUGUUACUAAGAUUCAUCCUGACCCCAGAGCCAGUCUGGAAUUGAGGGGUACUGGCUACGUAAGACGUUCCAUACUUCCACCCAUCAUCAAAUCUACCAGAACCCAUGAGCCUCUGCACCAGGAAAGACCCCCAGGUCCAGCUGGGUACAGGCCUGAGAAGAAGGCUGUUGGUCUGACGAAGCAGGGAGACGUCCCCCCUGGACUUCCAGAGAAGAAGGCUGUUGGUCUGACGAAGCAGGGAGACGUCCCCCCCGGACGUCCAGAGAAGAAGACUGUUGGUCUGACGAAGCAGGGAGACGUCCCCCCUGGACUUCUAGAGAGGAAGACUGUUGGUCUGACGAAGCAGGGAGACGUUCCCCCUGGACUUCCAGAGAGGAAGACUGUUGGUCUGACGAAGCAGAGAGACGUUCCCCCUGGACGUCCAGAGAGGAAGACUGUUGGUCUGACGAAGCAGAGAGACGUCCCCCCUGGACUUCCAGAGAAGAAGACUGUUGGUCUGACGAAGCAGAGAGACGUUCCCCCUGGACGUCCAGAGAAGAAGACUGUUGGUCUGACGAAGCAGGGAGACGUUCCCCCUGGACUUCCAGAGAGGAAGACUGUUGGUCUGACGAAGCAGGGAGACGUCCCCCCUGGACUUCCAGAGAAGAAGACUGUUGGUCUGACGAAGAGUUUUAAUAAUCAGGACAUCCUCGAAGUACCUGUAGUGACCAUGUCCCAGAUCAUUUCUGAUCAACCGCCACCCAAGACCCAACGCAUCACGCUCCACAGCCCAGUGCUGCAGGCCGUGUACCCGAUCACCCCUGACAACGAAACACAAACCAGAAAGGCAGAGGAAGAUAGAAAAGCCCUGUAUCCCAGAGUCCUGUCUCCUACAUCCACCUGCGCUAUAUCUAACACCAUCGGUCCUGAGAAAGUAUACAGAUUCCAGCCACACCUUCUGAGAGAUUACCCCCCUCCAUACUCCUCUGAGUGGACCGAUCCAAAGGCAUUAACCCAAGGAAGGACUGAGUGGACUGAACCAAUGGCUCCAACCCAGGGGAGAGGAGAGAUGCUGUUGAUCAGACUGAGCAUCACAUGGUCCAAGGCCGAGAACAGCAGCAACCUGAGACAGCCACAGUCCCAGUCUCAGCUCCAGCGUUGCCCCAUCCGUCCCCUGAAACCAGCCCUGAGAAGACUACCCAUCUCCAACACAAGGAGGCUGAGGGACUGGGGGAGACGGGGGACAACGUUGGGGUGUCUGUGGGAGGAGGAGGAGGAGGGGUGUGUCCCACCCCCGGUCCCAGUCCAGCCUGGGUUACUGGAGCCCUUUACAGGGUUCAAAGAGCACCUCUGUCGCCAGGUUCUCCACUCCCCCACCCCCCUGGCUCAGCUUCUGGAGAAGGCCUCCGAGGGAGACCAUAUAGACACACAGGUAGACAGACAGGCAGACAGUAUAGACAGACAGGUAGACAGACUGGUAGAUAGACAGAUAAUGUCCCAGGUUCCUCAGGUGCAUACCCUCCAGACCCCCUGCAGUACUCUGCCAGCCCAUACCGUGCAGCUGUCUGGAUCUGAGGGUCCAGGAGGAGCUCUGCCCAGAAUCACCAUGACCAGACCAACUCCUUCCCCCAAACUCCCCCUCCUUCAGUCACACACUAAGAACAGGCAUGCAGCAUAGAUAGAUAGUCUGUUUUACAUGGAACUGUCAACCUACAGUGAUGUUCUAACUCAAAACCAUCAAUCUACAGGCCUGUUCUACCAUGGAACCUUCAAUCUACAGGCCUGUUCUACCAUGGAACCUUCGAUCUACAGGCCUGUUCUACCAUGGAACCUUCAAUCUACAGGCCUGUUCUACCAUGGAACCGUCACUCUACAGGCCUGUUCUACCAUGGAACCUUCAAUCGACAGGCCUGUUCUACCAUGGAACCUUCACUCUACAGGCCUGUUCUACCAUGGAACCUUCACUCUACAGGCCUGUUCUACCAUGGAACCUUCAAUCUACAGGCCUGUUCUAUCAUGGAACCUUCAAUCUACAGGCCUGUUCUAUCAUGGAACCUUCAAUCUACAGGCCUGUUCUAUCAUGGAACCUUCAAUCUACAGGCCUGUUCUAUCAUGGAACCUUCAAUCUACAGGCCUGUUCUAUCAUGGAACCUUCAAUCUACAGGCCUGUUCUACCAUGGAACCUUCAAUCUACAGGCCUCUUCUACCAUGGAACCUUCAAUCUACAGGCCUCUUCUACCAUGGAACCUUCAAUCUACAGGCCUGUUCUAUCAUGGAACCUUCAAUCUCAGGCCUGUUCUAUCAUGGAACCUUCAAUCUACAGGCCUGUUCUAUCAUGGAACCUUCAAUCUACAGGCCUGUUCUACCAUGGAACCUUCAAUCUACAGGCCUGUUAUAUCAUGGAACCUUCAAUCUACAGGCCUGUUCUACCAUGGAACCUUCGAUCUACAGGCCUGUUCUACCAUGGAACCUUCAAUCUACAGGCCUGUUCUACCAUGGAACCUUCAAUCUACAGGCCU
Salvelinus fontinalis (brook trout) is the source of this 3565-nucleotide messenger RNA. RefSeq lists its product as uncharacterized. Bases 775 to 2724 code for a protein of 649 amino acids. The record is from RefSeq and is a predicted model, not a curated record. The transcript is spliced from 5 exons. NCBI's taxonomy places the organism in Eukaryota, Metazoa, Chordata, Actinopteri, Salmoniformes, Salmonidae.